AUUCGCCGUUUUCGGAAUUACCACACGUGUACGUUGUUUGUUGUGUCGUCAGAUUUGGUUGGAUUUCAAACAAAAUAGGUUGCCUGAUAAAUACCGGGGAUCAGUUUAACCUGGCAUUGAAGUGGGUGAGGAUGUAAUGCGAGCGCGUUAACGAGAAUUUACGUAACGUCAUAUGAUACUUCGCGAUUAAUACGAGAAUGAGUAAGACCAUUAACCUGUGCACGGCGGUUAGGCCGGUAGUAUCAGCAAGGGGUAUUUUUACUUCGAUCAUGAGGAAUCGAAGCAGUUCGCAAGAUAUAUUUCAUCCAGAUGGCCACGAGCCAAGUAUACCCCGUUAUCAACAUCACGAAGGCGAGAACGCAUCUCUCAAGAGAGCAAGGUUGUUGUAUCAGUCACGUAAACGAGGCAUGCUAGAGAAUGGGUUACUUCUUAGCACGUUUGCGAAGAAGUACUUGGAUACCUUUACGGAUAAUGAAUUACAUUUAUACGACCAUCUGAUUAACAUACCUUCGAAUGACUGGGAUUUAUUUUAUUGGGCUACCGGAACUAAACCAACCCCACCCGAGUUCGAUAACAAUGUCAUGGACCUUUUGAAAGAACAUGUUCGAAAUGACGAUCGACAAGCUAGAAUUAUGCAACCGGAUCUGUAGAUAAUGAUUGUAUAUUUAGCAUACUUAAUUAGUCGCAUUUCUAGGUAAAGGCAUAAAUGCAGAGCUUAAAGGAAAAAAUUCAAUGUAAAUAGAAGAAUUAAGACAAGAAUCACAAUGAGCAAUGUUAAUGGCUAAAAUGCCAAUAUUAAGUGAUUUGCUAUUCUGAACUUCAGUUGAUUCUGGGCAAUUUGUCAGAUUUGCAAACUUAACAUAAGCAAGUACAGAUACAUUGUGGAUCGCUAACCAAAAUGCAUGUAUCGAUGUGGAUCCGAAAGGAACUGCUUAUUCUGAGUGAAGCCUACAAGACCGGGUCCUUUUGUUGCCGUUGCAGCUCCUCUACCUCUAGUUGUUUUUCCACGGCCUCUAGUCGAGGACUUCCUGUCUCUUGAACUUAAAAUAGCAAUAAAUUAAUCUUAUGUGAAACGCGUAAA
Orussus abietinus is the source of this 1081-nucleotide messenger RNA. RefSeq names its product succinate dehydrogenase assembly factor 2, mitochondrial. Gene Ontology annotation, cellular component: mitochondrion. The transcript is spliced from 4 exons. The record is from RefSeq and is a predicted model, not a curated record. Gene Ontology annotation, biological process: mitochondrial electron transport, succinate to ubiquinone; tricarboxylic acid cycle; mitochondrial respiratory chain complex II assembly. The coding region runs from base 198 to 650 and encodes 150 amino acids. Lineage: Eukaryota; Metazoa; Arthropoda; Insecta; Hymenoptera; Orussidae.